AUGGGUUCAUUCGUCCGACCAAGUUCUGAAAGGAUGACGAUACGUCCACUAGCUUUAAAGACAGCAUCUUUCUUCUCAUGUGACGAAAUCAUCCUCAUUGCUGCUUACUUUUUUUUGCCUAAUCAAGUCUCCGGAAAACUUCGUAACAAACCAACGACGAGACGUUUUUCUCACCUGCCGAAUAAAAUAAAUCUUUGCCUUCGUUCUCUCCUCCUCGCACUCUCUCUCCUCCUCCCACUCUCUUCCCGUCUUUCUUUCUUUUCUGGGUUUUUUUUUUUUAAAAUCACAUCACUUCACAAUCGCGUUAAUCCCCGUGUGAUUGACAAUCGCUUCCCUAACAGUUUUCUCUUCCUGUCACAGUUAAAUGCACGCCUCCCAUUUUUAUAUUUCCUUCCAUCGUACCGUAGGAACAUCCUAUCUAUCUAUCUAUCUAUCUAUCUAUCUAUCUAUCUAUCUAUCUAUGUCUUUUUAUAUCAAAAUAAUUCAUAUCUAUCUAUUUUUAUAUCGGUAAUAAUUCAUCUAUCUAUCUAUCUAUCUAUCUAUCUAUUUUUUUAUAUCGAAAAUAAUUCAUAUCUAUCUAUUUUUAUAUCCCGAAUAAUUCAUUAUCUAUCUAUCUAUCUAUCUAUCUAUCUAUCUAUCUAUCCCAUUCUGUUCAUAUCUAUCUAUCUAUCUAUCUAUCUAUCUAUCUAUCUAUCUGUCUGUCUGUCUGUUUUUUUAUAUCGAAAAUAA
This is a messenger RNA of Acanthosepion pharaonis, 729 nucleotides long. NCBI's taxonomy places the organism in Eukaryota, Metazoa, Mollusca, Cephalopoda, Sepiida, Sepiidae. The record is from the annotation of a GenBank genome assembly.